Messenger RNA from Ipomoea nil (Japanese morning glory), 859 nucleotides. Its product is annotated as U1 small nuclear ribonucleoprotein 70 kDa-like. The record is from RefSeq and is a predicted model, not a curated record. Gene Ontology annotation, biological process: mRNA splicing, via spliceosome. Gene Ontology annotation, molecular function: U1 snRNA binding; mRNA binding. The coding region runs from base 314 to 706 and encodes 130 amino acids. The transcript has 5 exons. Gene Ontology annotation, cellular component: precatalytic spliceosome; U2-type prespliceosome; U1 snRNP. NCBI's taxonomy places the organism in Eukaryota, Viridiplantae, Streptophyta, Magnoliopsida, Solanales, Convolvulaceae.
GCACACUGUUGGGAAUUCCUCCUCAAAAGGAUGAGGGCAACUCAAAGUUGAAAAUUUAUCCAAUCUUGCAGAAGGUAUGCUCAUGCUUGUUUUGAAUCUGUAAAUUCUGCAUUCUGCUCUACGUCCUACACCCUCAAACUGUUCAUCCCAGUGAAAUAUUUGCUAAAGUAAUACUGGUAUAUAAAUCAAUAUGUCAGUGGAGCACAAGAAUCGUCUUGGUUGCCAUAGUAUGCAUUUUUCACUUUUCAGGUCUGUCCCUAAAUUCCUUAUUCAAUUUAUCCUAUCUCAUAAUUUCAUUAAGCCCUAAAUCCCUAUGUUUUUCUUACUCUGUAAUUUUAUUGUUGAAUUUUCCAUAUUUGAAAGUUUUGAAUUUGAAUAUUUUCAAGUAUUCUAUAAAAAGUUGUAUUGUGACAGUAAAUGGAUUUUAAGGACAGUUACCAAGGAGGUUGAAACUCGGGCACAAAGAAGAGCUAGGGUCCACAAGAUACGACUGGAAGAGGGUGCAAAAAAGGUUGCUGAAGAGCUUAAGAAAUAUGGUCCAAAUAAUGACCCUAAUGUUACUGGAGAUCCAUACAAGACACCUUUUGUAGCUAGACUUAACUAUGAGACGACUGAAAACAGAAAUGAGGCAUAUGGUCCUAUCAAGAGGGUAGGUAUUACGACCCAUUGUGGGGCUCAAGUUUCUGAAAUUGGGUUGGUAAGGUGAAGUUUUAUGGUCGGAUAGCAUUGCUGUUCCAUAAAUUUUAUGCAAAGUUCCUAUUUUAUUACUCAUCCCAAGUCAUAUGUUUUCUGGUGUGUCCUAUAUUCUAAUUUCUCUAAAAUGUAUCACCAUGUUUUAUUUUUCCAAACCUUAUUUUAU